Messenger RNA from Pneumocystis jirovecii RU7, 495 nucleotides. RefSeq names its product 60S ribosomal protein L12. Gene Ontology annotation, molecular function: large ribosomal subunit rRNA binding; structural constituent of ribosome. Gene Ontology annotation, cellular component: cytosolic large ribosomal subunit; ribosome. Lineage: Eukaryota; Fungi; Ascomycota; Pneumocystomycetes; Pneumocystales; Pneumocystaceae. The transcript has 7 exons. The record is from RefSeq and is a predicted model, not a curated record. Gene Ontology annotation, biological process: translation. The coding region runs from base 1 to 495 and encodes 164 amino acids.
AUGGCGCCAAAGAUUGAUCCUAAUGAAAUUAAAGUUAUUUAUUUGAGAGUUGUUGGUGGUGAAAUAGGUGCCUCGUCUACUCUUGCUCCAAAAAUUGGGCCUCUCGGUUUAUCACCUAAAAAAGUAGGGGAAGAUAUUGCUAAGGUGACUAGUGGUUGGAAAGGAUUGAGGGUUACUGUUAAAUUGACUAUUCAAAAUCGACAAGCAGAAAUAGAAAUUGUUCCUUCUGCAUCUGCUCUUAUUAUUAAAGCAUUGAAAGAGCCUCCACGUGACCGUAAGAAAGAAAAAAAUAUUAAGCAUGCAGGGAAUCUUUCUUUAGACGAUAUCAUUGAGAUUGCGCGUCAAAUGCGAUUUAAGAGUUUUUCUAAAAAUCUUUGUGGGACAGUUAAAGAGGUUCUUGGGACUGCAUUUAGUAUUGGAUGCUUUGUAGACGGUAGGAAUCCUAAGGAAGUUAUUGAUGAAAUCGAUUCUUGUCAUAUUAGUAGUACUGUUUAG